ACGACGAACAUUACUGACUACUAACUGUAUACUUCACAGUUCACACUUCAAUAUUUCAGUAUUUACUUAUGAAACCAAAUAGUUCGUCAUGUUCGUAAAAUAGAGUUAUUAGUUCAUACUAUAAUAUUAAUGUAUAAUAAAUUCUUGUUUCUACUAUGAGAUAAUAUAUACUACUAUAAUGAUAUCCCGAGUGUCUUCUCGGUGGCUCGCUUGUUCGUCCCGGCACGGGCAGCACGUUUCCAAACGACGGCUGUGUGUCGGUAGUGUGAAACUAUUCGAAUAUAAAAUAGAUUUUUCAGAGAGGAGUUCAAUAAAGUUGUCUGGAGGCAAAUAUGCACGUCUAUCAGAUGGCUGUGCAGUUGCGACACUCGGCGACACCUCCGUCAUGGCAACAGCGGUGAGCAAGUCAACGAAAUCGUCGUCCAAUUUUUUACCAUUAACCGUCGAUUAUCGACAAAAAGCAGCAGCAGCUGGUCGUAUACCUACAAAUUAUUUACGGCGAGAACUUGCCGUAUCUGAACACGAAAUACUUACUAGUAGAUUAAUUGAUCGUUCACUGCGGCCCCUGUUUCCUUCUACUUACUGUUUUGAUACACAAAUUAUGUGCAAUUUAUUAGCUGUUGAUGGAAUUAAUCACCCCGAUAUACUUAGUAUAAAUGCUGCUUCAACAGCUCUAGCUCUAUCAGAUAUUCCUUGGAAUGGUCCUGUUGGUGCUGUUCGCGUAGGUCUGUGUGAUAACAACUUAGUUAUAAAUCCAACUCGCCGUGAGUUGUCCAACAGUGAAUUAAAUCUUGUUGUUGUGUCAGCUGCUAGAAACUUAGUUAUUAUGUUGGAAGGAUCAGCAAAUAAUGUUCUCCAACAAGAUGUGUUGAAAGCAAUUAAAUUUGGUGUCAAAGAAUGUCAGCAUAUAGUAAAUUGUAUUAAUAAUUUACAAAAAAAAUUUGGCAAACCUAAAAGAGAAUUUGAGACAAAGAAUGUUGAUGACACCAAUGGAAAUUUAGAAACUGUUAUUGAUAGUUUAUGUGAAAUUAAACUUAGAGAAAUAUUUACUAAUGUUGAUCAUCAUAAAAUAUCUAGAGAUACAGCUGUCAAGGAUGUAAAAACAGAAGUUUUUGAAAAUCUUAAAUCAAAUUUUGAUAAUUUAAAUUUAGAACUUUGUUCAGUAAUUUUUGAUAAAAUUUGUAAACGAAUUUUUCGAAAUUUGAUUUUUGAAAAUGAUACUAGAUGCGAUGGUCGUAAACUUGAUGAGCUUCGAAACAUAUCAUGUGAAGUUGAUUUAUAUAAACCACUACAUGGGUCAGCAUUGUUUCAAAGAGGACAGACACAAGUUUUUUGCACUGUUGCUUUAGACUCUAUAGAUUCUGCCCUUAAACUUGAUCCAAUGACUAUAUUAACAAGUGGCAUCAAUGAGAAGAACUUUUUUUUACACUAUGAGUUUCCUCCAUAUGCUACCAAUGAUAUUGGUCGAAUGGGUCCAUCUAUGAGACGUGAAGUUGGUCAUGGUGCUUUAGCAGAACGAGGAUUGAGGUCAGUUGUUCCUGAAAACUUUCCGUUCACAAUACGACUUACAUCAGAGGUUCUUGAAUCGAAUGGGUCGUCGUCUAUGGCAUCUAUAUGUGGUGGUAGUUUAGCUUUAUUGGAUGCUGGUGUACCUAUUUCUCAACCUGCUGCUGGAGUGGCUAUUGGCUUGAUCACCAAUUAUGAUGAUAGUGACUCAACACAUAUUAAAGACUAUAGAAUUUUGACUGAUAUACUAGGAAUUGAAGACUAUCUAGGUGACAUGGAUUUUAAGUUAGCUGGUACUAAAAAAGGCAUUACAGCAUUACAAGCCGAUAUAAAAAUUCCUGGGUUACCAUUGAAAAUUGUUAUGGAAGCAAUAGAAGCUGCCACAAGUGCUAAACAUAAAAUUAUAAAUAUAAUGAAUACAACUAUUCAAAGUACAAGGAAACAAAAAAAAGAUAAUUGGCCAGUAACAGAAAUAUUAAAUAUACCAGUACAUAAAAAGGGUAAACUACUCGGUCCAGGAGGAAUUAAUUUAAAACGUAUUUUACUAGAAACUGGUGCACAAAUUUCUUCAAAUACGGAAAAUGAUGGAUUUACAAUUUUUGCACCUAAUCAAGAUGCAUUGAAUGAAGCUAAAGAAACAGUUGAUAAGCUUAUGGCUGAAAAAUCAGAACCUCAACUAGAAUUUGGAGCUAUUUAUAAAGCAAAAGUAGUUGAAGUACGGGAAAUUGGAGUGAUGGUCACAUUGUAUCCAACUAUGCAACCAACUUUAGUUCACAAUUCUCAAUUAGAUCAAAGAAAAGUAAACCAUCCAAGUGCAUUGGGCAUAGAAGAAGGACACGAGAUUCAAAUAAAGUACUUUGGUCGAGAUCCUGUUUCAGGAAUAAUGAGACUUUCAAGAAAAGUACUACAAGGCCCGUCUUCCAGUGCACCACGGAGUAUUGGUGGUAACAACACUAAUUCAACAUGAGUGAACUAAUAUUUAGUCACUUGGAACCAUAGAAAUGAGUAUCUUUUAUACAUUCAAAAUGUGAUUACUGAUUAUUUGUAUAAUAAACUUCUUAUAAUUAAA
Rhopalosiphum maidis (corn leaf aphid) is the source of this 2575-nucleotide messenger RNA. It is a transcript of the gene PNPase, whose product is annotated as polyribonucleotide nucleotidyltransferase 1, mitochondrial. Gene Ontology annotation, cellular component: mitochondrion; cytosol. NCBI's taxonomy places the organism in Eukaryota, Metazoa, Arthropoda, Insecta, Hemiptera, Aphididae. Gene Ontology annotation, biological process: mitochondrial RNA 3'-end processing; mitochondrial mRNA catabolic process. Gene Ontology annotation, molecular function: 3'-5'-RNA exonuclease activity; polyribonucleotide nucleotidyltransferase activity; RNA binding. The record is from RefSeq and is a predicted model, not a curated record.